CUCGAGGAGGCGCAGGCAGCGUCGGGGCACGGCCAAAGCUCCUGAACCCGAACCGGUUUCAAAUGGAGUCGGUUCGGGUUUGGGUUCCACUCCUUCUACCUCCCUCGCUCUCGCUCUCUCGCCAGAUCGCCAGUCAACAAAAGACCCAUUUUUUUCCCUCAUCUUUCAUCCUGCGACAUUCCAUCCCCCCUUGCUCACUCACCUCCUAAGCAUCCCCAAUCGAACACCUAUCUGCAAAGAGUUCAACUAUGGCGAGCAAAGUCCAGUCGGCCUCGUCCGGGUCGUCUGUGAUCGAUGACAUUUACCGCAAGAUCGAGCGCGAGCGAUCCCUGAUCACAGGCGCGACCGCGAUGCGAAACAACACCUCGAACGCGGACGUCAAAAGUCGAUGUGACUCAAAUAUUCGAGAAUCAAGAAAGAACAUUGAGUAUUUGGAGAAGACGCUUAAAGAACUGCAGAGCCAGCGCAAUACAAAGCCUCGUCAAAACUACACCGAGCUAGAUCUUAUCAAAUACGACUCGCCUUAUCUCGGUCAACGUAUCCAGCUCAUGCUCCAGCAGCUUGAAUUCAAGCUCUCGGUCGAGAGCCAGUACAGCGAGGGCACCGAGAAACUCGUUCGACUUUACCAGCUUGAAGGCGACCGGCGUAAUAAACUACAGGCCGAAAACCAAAAGCAAGCCGAAUACCAGCGGAUGGAGUCUUAUGAGAAAAUCUCUCUGCUGAACAAAGCCCUGAAGCGUUAUCAGGACAUGCAUAUCGUGUUGGAUGAUGAAGCUGAAGACAAUAGAAGUUUCAACUCCCCAAACAUCCGUCGACCCCUUUCUGGCCGACUGCGGAUCACUAUUUUAGCUGUCGAGAACGUCGACCACGCGGCUACCAAUCGGGGCCGGGCGCCAGAGACCACGGUUCUAAUCAAAGUUGAGGACCCCGUCAAAGUGCGCACUCGCCCGUCUCGCAACGAUAGAUGGAAUGAGACGUUUGAUCUUGAAGUGGACAAGGCGAAUGAAGCCGAGAUCACGGUUUAUGAUAAAUCUGGGGACCAUAAUGUUCCGAUUGGUAUGAUGUGGAUACGACUGUCAGAUAUUGUGGAAGAACAGCGUCGAAAGAAAGCAGAGGCUGAGUUGGCUUCCAGUGGAUGGGUUGCUGCUGACCAGACUAGAGAUGUGGCCGCCGCGGCAACGAGUGGCAUUCGGCAAAUGAAUACUGCUAAUACUACUGGUGCUCCUCAGCCGCCGGCUCACGCAGCAUCAGCUUCGGUGGCUCAUCAGCCUAUGUUGCCGGUUGCUGAGCAGGAACAGUAUGUUGAGGAAUGGUUUGUGCUGGAGCCCACUGGUCGUAUUCGCAUUCGCGUCUCGUUUAUGAAGCGCAAUCAAAAUAAACGGAUGAUGGACCACCAGCUCGGAAGAGGUGGACUUGGUCGCCAGGGUGCUAUUCGACAGCGCAAGGAGGAAGUCCACGAGAUGUAUGGUCACAAGUUUGUUCAGCAGCAGUUCUACAACGUUAUGCGAUGCGCAUUCUGUGGUGAGUUUCUUAAGUACUCAUCCGGAUAUCAGUGCGAGGACUGCAAGUAUACGUGCCACAAAAAGUGUUAUUCGAAGGUUGUCACGAAAUGUAUCUCGAAAUCGAGCUCGGACACGGACCCGGAUGAGGAGAAGAUCAACCACCGGAUUCCUCAUCGGUUCGAGCCGAUGACAAACAUGGGUGCCAACUGGUGCUGUCACUGUGGUUAUAUUCUACCGCUCGGAAAGCGGGUGGCUCGGAAAUGUAAAGAAUGUGGGUUGACGUGCCACGCGGACUGUGUGCAUCUUGUGCCUGACUUUUGUGGAAUGUCUAUGGAGACGGCGAAUAAGAUUCUCCAGGCUAUGAAGGAUCAGCAGACGUCGAAGCCACAGACGCAGAAGCAGUUGCCUACGCCGCCUACUUCUACGUCGUCGAUGUCGUCACUGUCGUCGGGAUCGCCGAAUGAAAAGCGCAACAAGCUGAUCCCGAGCACGUCGCCGUAUGCUACGAGACCAGAGCAGCUGACGCCGCCGCCACGCACGAGUAGUGGACAGCCGACAAUUCAGCCGGUUGGACAGAGAGUUUCGUCUGUGCCACAAUCACGGGUGGAUGAGUAUGCUCCUCAGAGGAUACCGGAUGCAGAGCUUGCUAAGAAGCAGCAGCAACAGCAACAGCAGCAGCAGCAGCUACAGCAACAACGGCGAACAGGUUCUGGUGGAAGCAUUGUGCAGAGGGUGCCUGUGUCUGCGCCUCCUCCUCAGGUGCAACAGCGAUACUCGGCUGAGCAGCAAGCCCAACAGCAGCAUCAGGCGCAACAACAGCAAUUGCUGCAGCAGCAAAAGUUACAGCAACAGCAACAGAUGCAACAACAGCAGCAGCAAUUACAACUACAGCAGCAGCAACAACAGCAACAGCAACAGCAACAGCAACAGCUGCAGGCUCAGCAGCAACAAUUGCAGCAGCAGAGGCAGGCACAGCAGGCGCAGCAGGCAGCACAGGCGCAACGGAUGCAGCAAGCACAGCAGGCGCGCCGCAAGAUUGGACUUGAUGAUUUCAAUUUCUUGGCUGUGCUUGGAAAGGGAAAUUUUGGAAAGGUUAUGCUUGCGGAAGCAAAGACCAGCAAGUCAUUGUAUGCGAUCAAGGUUGUGAAGAAGGAGUACAUUCUGGAAACGGACGGGGUGGAGAGCACGCGUUCGGAAAAACGGGUGUUUCUGAUAGCGAAUCGCGAAAGACAUCCGUUUUUGCUCAACCUGCACUCAUGUUUCCAAACGGAGACGAGAGUGUAUUUUGUGAUGGAUUAUAUCAGCGGAGGUGAUUUGAUGUGGCAUAUCCAGAAGGAACCGUUCAGCGCGCGCCGUGCGCAAUUCUACGCGGCCGAGGUGUGCCUAGGCCUUAUGUGUUUCCACGAGGCUGGAGUGAUUUACCGAGACUUGAAGCUUGAUAAUAUUUUGUUGACGCUGGAUGGCCAUGUUAAGAUUGCUGAUUACGGAUUGUGCAAGGAGAACAUGGAGUACGGGAGCACGACGAGCACGUUUUGCGGUACGCCCGAGCUGAUGGCACCGGAGAUCAUUGAGGGCCAGAGAUAUGGACGCGCGGUCGAUUGGUGGGCGUUUGGAGUUUUGAUCUACCAGAUGAUUCUGGGACAGAGCCCGUUCAGGGGAGACGACGAGCAGGAGAUUUUCGGCGCCAUUCUGAGCGACGAGCCGCUGUACCCGAUCAACAUGGCGCGCAACAGCGUGUCGAUUCUGCAGGAGCUGCUGACGCGGGAUCCGGCGAAGCGUCUGGGAUCGGGCGUGAACGAUGCGAAGGACGUGAUGGCUCAUCCAUACUUUGCAAACAUUAAUUGGGACGACAUCUACCACAAGCGGGUGCCGCCGCCGUACAUCCCUACGAUCGAGAGCGCGACCGACACGCGCAACUUUGACCAAGAGUUCACGGCGGAGGUGCCAGUGCUGACGCCGGUGACGACGGUGUUGACGAAGGCGGACCAGGAACAGUUCCGCGGGUUUUCGUACCUGAACAGCGACUCGCUGUGAGGGGAGAGAGGGAGAGGGAGAGGGAGAGGGACAGGGGA
This is a messenger RNA of Myxozyma melibiosi, 3574 nucleotides long. Its product is annotated as protein kinase C. Gene Ontology annotation, cellular component: cytoplasm; nucleus. The record is from RefSeq and is a predicted model, not a curated record. The transcript has 3 exons. Gene Ontology annotation, biological process: fungal-type cell wall biogenesis; signal transduction; protein phosphorylation. Gene Ontology annotation, molecular function: ATP binding; diacylglycerol-dependent serine/threonine kinase activity. Lineage: Eukaryota; Fungi; Ascomycota; Lipomycetes; Lipomycetales; Lipomycetaceae. Bases 249 to 3536 code for a protein of 1095 amino acids.